CGGUGGAUGCUGACGGUUUUGAAAAUGGUUUUGACAACCACGAAGAUUUUCUGGCGGAUGUUGGAUUAUGGUCAAACUGCCCGCACGUAGACCCUUCACAGUACCAGGAGGAACCAAUGAUGGAACAAGGAGAUGGGGCUUUUGAUUGCUCAGACGCUAAGCCUUAUGGUAUGCUUGACAAUGAUUUAUCUGGGAACUCUUGGACCAACAAUCAUGACAACCAACCUUUACCAAGGGACACAUUAAACCAUAUCAAUGCUGUUGAAGAAGCAAAUGCAUCUCCAUACGAAGUCCUCUCAAAAUCUCCAUAUGUUGGAGAGCAAGUGUAUUUUGACCAAACACAGAUCAAAGCAGAGAACCACUUAGAGAGCACGGGGCCACAAAUUAACACUUAUUUGCCAUGUAACGAGCUCCCGGAGCAAUCUGGUUUGAGUGAAGUUAAAAGCGAGGAUACAGGUGCAAUAUUUCACAAUACUGGUCAGGAGGAUAAUCAUUUCAGAUCAACAGACAUGUUCACUCUUCAUGAUAAUAAUGCAACUAUACCUCAUAUUUCCUACCCUGAGCUGAAUAUUGGUGAGGCGACUGGAAGCAUGAACAAUGGCAACAACAGUUGCCUAACUGUACAGGAAGAAUAUCUGCAGGGGAGUUUUGGGGAAUGUCCUAAACCUGAGUAUGCUUCUCUUGAUAUGGCUGGUGAAAUGUCAGUGCAUGAUUUGCCACAAAACAAUCAGUCCUACGAGAUGGAACAAUUCCCUCAGAAUAUAUGUGAAAGCAGCUCGAUGCAGACAAGCUCUCCUGAUGAAUAUUGCGAUGACGCAUCCUUAUCAGAUUGCUACAUGGAUGUGUCUUCUUCGGAUGAAUAUUGUGAUGAUGCAUCCUUAUCCUGUGAGCCGAACCAAUCUCAGUAUAAUGCUUUGAAGAGUGAGUCUAGCACUGACUCUUCUCCAGUACCCUCAAGCAGAAACUCUACAACAGAGGAUGCCGAUAAAUACUUAGGAGGCGCAACAAAGCAGCUGCUGAACUCUAAGUUAGUUCCUAUCAGCCACCAACAACCAUAUAGGACCAUGACAGAUCAAAUGCCUGCAGCUUUUCAUGAACAAUAUGAUAUUCAUAGAAGUGGCAACCCCUUUACUCAUGGGAGUUUGUCAAGAAGUUGCUUCGGUGCAAAUGUCAGUGGUGAUUCUGAUUUAUCUAUCCUGAGUAGCCAUCGAGCUCCUGGUCAUCUAUUACCACAAUUCCAGGGAAAACUGAACAACUUUCAACAAUCUUUGUCUGCAAAUCCUAUUGUUCCUCGGUUUGGUGGGUAUAAUAAGACACAUGAUGAGAGGACCACUCUACGUCUUGCAUUACAGGAUAUAUCCCAACCAAGAUCCGAGGCUAAUCCACCUGAUGGUUAUUUAUCAGUUCCUUUAUUGAGGCAUCAGAAAAUUGCUUUGUCAUGGAUGCUGCAAAAGGAGAGAAAUAGUUCACACUGCUCUGGUGGAAUUCUCGCUGAUGAUCAGGGCCUGGGGAAAACUAUAUCAACUAUAUCACUGAUAUUGACAGAAAGAGCACCAUUACCAGGAUCAUCUGCCAUUAAGCAAGAGCCAUGCGAAGCUGUAACUCUUGACGACGACGACGACGAUGACCCUGCUGAACUUUGUUUGAAGAAGAGGCCAUAUACAUGUAAUUCUGAAGUGGCAAGCACUAAAGUUAAGAUAGAGAAUCCUAUUAUAGAGAUUAAGACCAGGCCAGCUGCUGGGACUCUGGUUGUUUGCCCGACAAGUGUUCUACGGCAGUGGGCGGAAGAACUGAGGAACAAAGUCACCAGUAAAGCUAAUUUGUCCUUUCUAGUAUAUCAUGGUAGCAACCGGACGAAGGAUCCUAACGAGCUUACUAAAUAUGAUGUUGUGCUAACUACAUAUUCUAUAGUAAGUAUGGAGGUACCGAAGCAAUCAAGUCCUGACAGUGACGAUGAAGAGAAAGGAAGGCCAGACAGAUAUAGUGCUUUUGUUUCACUUAGCAAAAAAAGGAAGGCAUCUUCUAAGAAAAGCAAAAAGGCUACAAAGGAGAAGAGUUGCUUGCCUGAGAGACCUCUUGCGAAAGUUGCAUGGUUCAGGGUCGUUCUUGAUGAAGCACAAAGUAUUAAAAAUUAUCGAACUAACGUUGCUGGAGCUUGCUGGGGUUUGCGAGCUAAAAGAAGGUGGUGCUUGUCAGGGACGCCAAUACAGAAUGCUGUUGAAGAUCUUUUUAGCUAUUUUAAAUUUCUCAGAUAUGAACCAUAUUCUGGACACAAGCAAUUUUGCGCCUUGAUAAAAAUGCCAAUCAGUAGGAACCCAGUUACUGGUUACAAGAAGCUGCAAGUUGUUUUGAAGACAGUAAUGCUACGGCGGACUAAAGCGACGAUGUUGGAUGGAAAACCAAUCAUUUCCUUACCUCCGAAGACUAUUCAUCUCAAGGCCGUGAACUUCACGAGUGAGGAGCGUGCAUUUUAUAACACUCUAGAAGCUGAAUCACGAGAACAAUUCAAGGUCUACGCAGCUGCUGGUACUGUUAGGCAAAACUAUGUAAACAUCCUACUGAUGCUUUUACGGCUCAGGCAGGCUUGUGAUCACCCUCACCUUGUUAAAGGUCAUGAAUCUAGUUGGACGUCUUCAUUAGAGGCUGCAAAGAAACUUCCGAUGGAACGACAACAAGAAUUGCUGGUUUGCUUGCAAUCUUGUUCUGCAUUAUGCGCUCUCUGCAAUGAUGCACCAGAAGAUGCUGUCGUUACUCUAUGCGGCCAUGUUUUUUGCAACCAGUGCAUAUUGGAGCAACUUACUGGUGAUGACAGCAUGUGUCCAGUACCCAAUUGCAGAAUCCGACUUAAUGCCACUUCAUUGUUCUCCCGAGGCACCCUUGAAUUCUCCCUGUGCAAAUUAACCAGUGAAUACCAGUCCAAUGAUUCCUGUUCAGAGAUGGUACAUACUGAAAAUGAAACCGGGAUUGAUUCAUCGUAUGCAUCUUCUAAAGUGAGGGCGGCCCUAGAUAUUAUUCUCUCAUUACCUAAAGUUGAUUCCACUCAAAUUAUUGAUAGCAAAAAAACAGUUGGGCUUGCCUCCGAAAAUAUCAAUGGGAAGGGUUCAGAAUGUGCUGAAACCAAGAAUACAGAGAAGGCCAUUGUUUUCUCACAGUGGACUGGAAUGCUGGAUUUGCUAGAGGUUCAUUUGAAAGCUUCUCAUGUGUCGUACAGGAGGCUUGAUGGAACAAUGUCUGUUGCUGCUCGAGAAAGAGCUGUUAAUGACUUCAAGACUGUCCCAGAGGUUUCUGUUAUGAUCAUGUCCCUGAAAGCCGCUAGUCUUGGUCUUAACAUGGUGGCUGCGUGUCAUGUGCUUAUGCUUGAUCUUUGGUGGAAUCCUACCACGGAGGACCAAGCUGUUGAUAGAGCACACCGCAUUGGCCAAACAAGACCUGUCACAGUAUCAAGGUUGACAGUAAAAGAUACUGUUGAAGAUCGUAUUCUGGCACUCCAGGAGAAAAAGCGGGAGAUGGUUGCUUCUGCUUUUGGGGAAGAUAAAUCUGGGGGCGGUCAGACUCGACUGACAGUGGAUGACUUGAAUUAUUUGUUCAUGGUUUAGCAUCACCACCUGAGAUCGAAGGCAAUUUUGCUCAUGGAAUGGUGUAAUAGGCAGUGAUAGAUAAGUAUUUCUCAGGAGAGGUAACUGAUAGCAUUUCUCUAGGGGUUACUAGUGCUUUUAGUUUGUACAGGUGCAGAGAUUUUGUAGUUGGAAGAUGUCAUUGUGGUUGUUAGAUCAUCCAAUUCUUUUCGCACUGCAAGUAGGGAUGGUGCAUCAUCAUCAUUAGGCAAAAUCUUAAUGGGCUACAUAGUUUCUGUUUGACUAUCAUGAAGAUAAGGAAAAAAUGUCGGUAACUAA
Messenger RNA from Lolium rigidum, 3893 nucleotides. RefSeq names its product helicase-like transcription factor CHR28. The coding region runs from base 117 to 3596 and encodes 1159 amino acids. The transcript has 12 exons. Lineage: Eukaryota; Viridiplantae; Streptophyta; Magnoliopsida; Poales; Poaceae. The record is from RefSeq and is a predicted model, not a curated record. Gene Ontology annotation, molecular function: ATP binding; ATP-dependent chromatin remodeler activity.